This is a messenger RNA of Candida dubliniensis CD36, 444 nucleotides long. RefSeq lists its product as uncharacterized. NCBI's taxonomy places the organism in Eukaryota, Fungi, Ascomycota, Pichiomycetes, Serinales, Debaryomycetaceae. The transcript has a single exon. The coding region runs from base 1 to 444 and encodes 147 amino acids. The record is from RefSeq and is a predicted model, not a curated record.
AUGUCUGAAGAUAGAAAAGCAAGAUUGGCUGAAUUGAGAAAGAACAGAGCCAACAAUCGAGGAUCACUGAUAAAAACAUCUCCACAAUCUGAAGAAGAACCUCAAGAUCUUUCACUAACAAAGACACUGUCUGUGGCUGCUCAUGAAAAUUUACAAGAAGCUACUGAAGAUAAAGAAGAAGCAGCAUCUUUGUUGCCACCAACCUUGCAACUAACAAAUGGAGAGACUGUAGAAGUUGUUUCACAAAGAAUCUAUAAUGAAAUACUAAAUAGAGUCCACAACGAAACAAUAUCAGAGUUUUUUGAACAGGACAAAUCAACGAAACCUAAAGUAUCCUAUACCAAGGAUAUGAAAGAGGACUUGCGAAGCUAUUAUCACAAGGCUGAAAUAAGGACAAAUAGAGCUAUUAAUAAAAUAAUACUGGACAAACUAAUGCACGAGUAA